Molecule: messenger RNA, 1551 nt
Organism: Symbiodinium natans
Lineage: Eukaryota; Dinophyceae; Suessiales; Symbiodiniaceae
Source: the annotation of a GenBank genome assembly
AUGGACAAAGUCUCCUGGUCAACUUUCCUUUCUGAAUCCUAUGACCUCCUCUGGAAGUUGUUCAUUCGACCACCAAGGUCUGAGUACCUCCUCUCAGAUCUGGGGCCCAGCAAGUUCCGCAUCCAAUCGCAGAUCUACUGCCGUGAGGAUUUCCACUUGAGAAAUGCCCGGGGCAUGCGGCUGGCCUGCAGCCUCUUUGGUUCCUAUCCCAAGAAGCCCAUGUCCUCGACGCCGUGCGUGAUCUACCUGCAUGGCAAUUGCUCCUCCCGGGCAGAGGCGCUGGACGUUCUGCAGGUCGUCCUUGCGAAGAAUUUCCGGCUUUGCUGCAUGGAUCUUUCCGGGUCCGGCCAGAGCGAGGGGGAGUUCAUCUCUCUUGGAUGCUUCGAGCAGUUCGACCUGCAGGUCUUGAUCCAGCACUUGCGCAGUGCAGGGUCACGGCUACUGGGCGUGUGGGGAAGGUCCAUGGGUGCGGUGACUGCCAUCCUUCGGGCAGCAGAGGACCCCGGGAUCAGCGCACUGGUGCUGGACUCACCCUUCAGCAACCUGCCCAUGGUGGCGCAGGAGUUGGUGCAAAGCCAGGUCGGCCUUCCCGAGUUCCUGGUGACACUGGCGCUCAGCCAUGUUCGCAGCGAGAUCCAGGAGCGCGCGCACUUCGACAUACAGGAGUUGCAGCCGAUCCGAAGUGCUCCUCGAGCAAGGUCACCCGCCCUCUUCGCCGUAGCCGAAGACGAUGACUUCGUGCUGCCACAUCACACGCGCGACCUGCAUGCCGUCUGGGGUGCCGAAGCAAAGCUGGUGACCUUCAAAGGUGGCCACAAUGGAUCCCGACCGAAGUGGUACCUGGAGCAGGCUGCAGACUUCCUGGCUGAACGGCUGGUGGACACCCUGCCCACAGCGCCCAGCCCGGGGCCAGUCUUCAAGCGCUCGCCCAAGGAGGAGCUAGCGCCAGCUCUGAACUUGGAGGAGGACCCGCUGCCCCCACCGCCCCCGCUGUCGCCGGCUGCAGUUCCUGCAGCCCGGGCCGAUGGGGCGCUGCUGACAGCUCAGCUGAUGGAGAUGGGUUUCAGCCAGGACGUCGCCCUGGAGGCCGCGCGGCACUUCGGCCCCACCGGCUCCACCGAGGAGGCUAUGGAGUGGGCCCUGGAGUCCACACAGGUGGCCAAGGAGUCUGUCCAGGCCCUGGGGUCGCUGGCAAAGAGGCUUGCAAAGGAGCGGCCGCAUGUCCCUCUGCGGGCCAUGCGGGACGCUGACCUCUCCGUGGAGCCUCUGGCAUCAGAGACCUCGUAUGUGUCUCCCCAAGUCGAGGCGGCCAGCGCGGCCGCUGGGAGGGCACUGGAGAAGAAGCUCGGGAACUUGGCCGUGCUGUCAGAGCUCACGGGACGCUCGCUGCGCUCUGCUGACAACGAUGGCAAUGGGUAUCGAGGCGAACAAUCGCCGAUUGUGGAGCAGCUCCUCGCGCUGGGCUUCCCUCUGCCCCGUGCACGGGAGGCCGCGGCGCGGUGCUCCACGGUCGAGGGUGCCGUGGCCUGGCUGACGGAACCCGAGGCUUAG